CCAGUCUUUUCCCGUCAGCAUCUGCAGUACUAGUGUACUACGCCAUUUCCUUCCCAAAGAAAGUAUCUAGACCAUUACCCUCAGCGCUCUCCUUUCGCUCGAGCUUGCAGUGAAGGGUCCCGGGGAUGGAGGGCGCUAUCCCCCAUCCCCCCAACGCAAGGAUUGCGGUGGUCACCGGCGGGAACAGAGGGAUCGGGCUGGAGGUGUGCCGGCAGCUCGCCGGCGCCGGCGUCACCGUCGUCUUGACGGCGAGGGACGAGACGAGGGGCGCGGCCGCCGUGGAGAAGCUCGGAGAAGCAGGGCUCUCCGGUGUCAUUUUCCAUCAGCUGGAGAUCACUGACGCUCGGAGCAUCGCUCGGUUGGCUGGUUUCUUGAAGGCUCGUUUUGGGAAGCUAGACAUCCUGGUAAAUAAUGCUGCAGUCAGUGGUGUUGAGUACCUCCUAGAUCCUUUUGAUAGUUCACUGAACAACGAGGAAAAGUUCAGUAGCAUGGAUAAGGGUCAGCGGAUUGAGUGGCUUUGCAAUGGUGUCCGGGGGACCUACGACGCUGCCAGAGAAGGCGUGGAGACAAACUACUACGGCACCAAGCAUGUCAUCGAAGCCUUACUGCCGCUGCUGCAAGCUUCCUCCGAUGGGAGAAUCGUUAAUGUCUCCUCCGAAUGGGGGCUGCUAAGGCUAAUCAACAACGAGGAGCUGAAGCAGGAGCUGAACGACGUCGAGAAGCUCACCGAGGAGAGGCUGGACGAGGUGCUGGACACGUUCCUGAACGACUUCAAGGCCGGCGAGCUGGGGGCGCGCGGGUGGCCGGAGCAUUUCUCGGCGUACAAGGUGUCCAAGGUGACCAUGAACGCCUACUCGAGGAUCCUAGCGAGGAGGCACCCCGAGCUGCGCGUCAACUGCGCGCAUCCCGGCUACGUGAGCACCGACAUGACCAUCCACUCCGGGCCCCUGACGCCCGAGGAAGGCGCGGCCAACGUGGUGAAGGUGGCGCUGCUGCCAGAAGCCGGGCCAAGUGUACUACUCUCUGUGGUUGUGUACUUUGGUAGGGUUGCUGUGGUCACCGGCGGGAACAAAGGGAUCGGGCUGGAGGUGUGCAGGCAGCUGGCCAGCAAUGGCGUCACCGUCAUCUUAACAGCCAGGGACGAGGCGAGGGGCGCCGCCGCCGUGGAGCAGCUCACAGCAGCAGCAGGGCUCCCCGAUGUCAUCUUCCAUCAGCUGGAGGUCACCGAUGCUCGGAGCAUUGCUCGACUGGCUGGCUUCUUGAAGGAACGUUUCGGGAAGCUAGACAUCCUGGUAAGUCAUGAAAUUCACUGUCUCUAUUAGGUAAAUAAUGCCGCUAUCGGCGGGGUUCAGAGGCUUCCCGUCCAAGAUCUGAGCGCCGAAAAGUUCAGUGGCAUGGAUGCGAGGCAGAGGGCUGAAUGGAUGUGGAAAAAUUGCCGGGAGACGUGCGACGCUGCGAAGGCAGGGAUCCAGACAAACUACUACGGCACAAAGAACGUCACCGAAGCACUGCUGCCUCUGCUGCAAGCCUCCUCCGAUGGAAGGAUCGUCAAUGUCUCCUCCGACUUCGGGCUGCUAAGUCAUUUCAUCAACGAGGAGCUGAAGCAGGAGCUGAACGAUGUUGAGAAGCUCACCGAGGAGAGGCUGGACGAGGUGCUGGCCAUGUUCCUGAACGACUUCGAGGCCGGCGAGGUGGAGGCGCGCGGGUGGCCGUCGGCGUUCGCGGCGUACAAGGUGGCCAAGGCGGCCAUGAACGCCUACUCGAGGGUCCUGGCGAGGCGGCACCCCGCGCUGCGCGUCAACUGCGCGCAUCCCGGCUACGUGAAGACCGACAUGACCAGGCACUCGGGCCUGCUGACGCCCGAGGAGGGCGCGAGCAACGUGGUGAAGGUGGCGCUGCUCCCGGAAGGUGGGCCGACCGGCGCGUUCUUCGCGUUGGGCCAGGAGGCGCCGUUCGUGUGACGAGCUACCUCAUAU
Molecule: messenger RNA, 1976 nt
Organism: Panicum hallii
Lineage: Eukaryota; Viridiplantae; Streptophyta; Magnoliopsida; Poales; Poaceae
Product: salutaridine reductase-like
Exons: 10
Cellular component (GO): membrane
Molecular function (GO): oxidoreductase activity, acting on the CH-OH group of donors, NAD or NADP as acceptor
Source: RefSeq, a predicted model, not a curated record